Brassicogethes aeneus is the source of this 2710-nucleotide messenger RNA. Lineage: Eukaryota; Metazoa; Arthropoda; Insecta; Coleoptera; Nitidulidae. The record is from the annotation of a GenBank genome assembly.
CAGAACAUAGGUAUGAGUUGGCCUGCCUGAAAUUCUUGACGAGUGAUUGCGCUGUAGGUUCAGUGCCGGUUUACUUUUUUUUAACGGUUGUUAUUUUAUUGCUUUAAUCAGCUAAUUGGAGAUUUUAUAGGAUUUUUGAUUUUAAUUACACAUGGCGGAAGCUCAUCAGGCUGUUGCCUUUUCUUUUGCCAUCACCCAUGAAGGUUGGGACGUUAAUUUCGAUAGAGAGGUUCUUGAUUUAGUUUGGCAAUCCGGUAUCAGAUCAUGGAAGAAGCGAUUAGCCAGAUUACAGAAUAAUAUUCACAAUGGAGUUUACCCAGGGCAUUGGGCAAGCUUAUGGGUCCUUACAUCUGUAGUGUCAGCCCUUCAUUUUUCUGAAUAUCCGGUACCAUUAAACCUCCCCAACAAAUUUUUAGUAUUCCUUCCUGGAUCAGGUAUCAUUUGUCAAUUCAUAGCCUGCUUUCUAUCAUCCCUCUCAAUAUGGCUAACUGUAAUCUACAUUCUUCGCUAUAUACUGAGACUGUUGCUGAUGUACAAGGGCUGGAUAUACGAGUCCAGAGCAAAGGGUAGCGAUAUAUCGAAACCAACUAAAAUAUGGCUUAGUCUCAUUAAGAUAUUUAGCGCUUGGAAUUCGCCUAGUCUUUACAGCUACCAGGGUUCCUUGCCAAGGCUACCUUUGCCCAAAGUUGAAGAUACCAUGACCAGAUUUCUGAGAAGCGUGCGCCCUCUUCUGGACGACCAAAACUACAUGCGCAUGGAAAAAUUAGCUGAUGAAUUCCAAAAAGGUAUCGGCAAAAAAUUGCAGCGCUACCUCGUGUUAAAAUCUUGGUGGUCUAGCAACUACGUCUCUGAUUGGUGGGAGGAGUACGUCUAUCUUCGCGGACGAUCUCCACUGAUGAUCAACUCAAAUUUCUAUGGAAUCGACGCAAUUUUGGAACACAAAACCAAAAUACAAGCGGCAAGAGCAGCGUCCGCUAUUUACUCAUUUUUAACGUUUAGACGCUUGGUAGAAAGACAAGAAUUGGAACCUAUUAUGAUGCAAGGAUUGGUACCCCUGUGUUCCUGGCAGUAUGAAAGAAUUUUUAAUACUACAAGGAUACCAGGGAUCGAAACUGACAAGAUCAUGCAUUGGGCGGAUUCAAAUCACAUUGUUGUUUAUCACAGGGGUAGAUACUUUAAAGUUAUAAUCUAUAAGGGAAGAAUUUUAAAACCAUGUGAAAUACAAAUACAAAUCCAGCAAAUCCUGGAUGACAACUCGGAACCAUUAGUUGGCGAGGAAAAAUUGGCAGUAUUGACGGCCGGCGAAAGGACCCAUUGGGCAAACGCCAGAAGACAACACUUCAAUAGAGGUGUAAACAAAGUUUCUUUGGACUGUAUUGAAAAAGCGGCCUUUGUUGUUACUUUGGAUGAUAUUCCAUAUGAAUUUGACAUAAAACAUCCAGAAAAGUUGGACUAUUUUGGAAAGAAUUUAUUACAUGGAAAAGGCUAUGACAGAUGGUUUGACAAAUCUUUUACACUUUGCAUUGGAAGUAAUGGCAGGGUUGGAUUUAAUGCUGAACACUCUUGGGCAGAUGCUGCAGUAAUGUCCCAUGUUUGGGAAUACGUGAUCACGGCGCCAUCACACGAGCAGCGAUAUGAUGAAACAGGCAACACCAUUGGUACGCCAGAAAUUAUACCUCCCAAUCCAAUUCGUCUUAAAUGGGACAUUCAAGAGGAUUGCCAAACUGCCAUUGAACAAGCCCUGGUUUUAGCUAACGACUUAAUUAACGAUGUCGACCUUAGAAUUUACGUUCACGACAAUUAUGGCAAGGGAUUUAUGAAAAAAUGCAAAGUUAGUCCGGACGCUUACCUGCAGAUGGCUCUACAGCUGGCCUACUACAGGGACUCUGGCAAAUUCAACUUGACAUACGAGGCUAGCAUGACUAGAUUGUACCGUGAAGGACGUACCGAGACCGUCCGACCAUGCUCGAUCGAAUCGACCGCUUGGGUUAAAGCCAUGGUCGGAGAUACCUCCACUACCGAGGAGAAAGUCAACUUGUUGAAGACUGCCUGUCAAAGACAUCAACUGGCUUAUCAAGAUGCCAUGUGCGGAAAAGGUUUGGAUAGACACUUGUUCUGCCUAUAUGUGGUAUCUAAAUACCUGGAGGUUGACUCGCCUUUUCUAAAGGAGGUUCUAAGCGAACCAUGGAGACUAUCGACAUCGCAAACACCGCACGGACAAACUUCCAGAACCGAUCUCAAAAAGUAUCCCAACUGUAUAUCGGCCGGAGGUGGUUUUGGGCCUGUAGCCGAUGAUGGAUAUGGAGUUUCCUAUAUUAUUGCUGGAGAAGAUUUGUUGUUCUUCCAUAUUUCCAAUAAAAAGAGCAGUAAAUUAACCGACUGUCAUCGUUUUGCCAAGCAAAUAGAACAAGCCCUGGCUGACAUGAAGCAGUUGCAUUUGGAUUAUGUAGCAAAACAAUAAUUUUUUAUUUUUAAAUUAUUUAAUAUUUCAUGUUAAAACCGCAUCAAUAUUGUUAAUUUACAUAUUAAAAUUUGUUUGUUAAUACUUGUUGCUCAAGUGGCUAAGAUAGAUAAUGAUUUUUUAAUAGGUAAUCGUUUUAAUGUUAAAGCAAUUUGGCCAUUGUCUUUAUAUUCUAAUAGUAUUUUAAGCUUUAUUUUAAAUUUAGUAACUAAACAGUAUUUUGACUUGUUUUUAAAUCAUCAAUUAAUC